Messenger RNA from Acanthisitta chloris (rifleman), 1362 nucleotides. It is a transcript of the gene COPS4, whose product is annotated as COP9 signalosome subunit 4. The coding region runs from base 7 to 1191 and encodes 394 amino acids. Gene Ontology annotation, cellular component: cytosol; COP9 signalosome. The transcript is spliced from 10 exons. The record is from RefSeq and is a predicted model, not a curated record. Lineage: Eukaryota; Metazoa; Chordata; Aves; Passeriformes; Acanthisittidae.
CAGCUGAUGAACUCCAGCGGCUCCCACAAGGACCUGGCGGGAAAGUAUCGUCAAAUAUUGGAAAAAGCCAUUCAGCUGUCGGGUGUGGAACAACUGGAAGCUUUGAAAGCCUUUGUAGAAGCAAUGGUGAAUGAGAAUGUCAGCCUAGUGAUCUCCCGUCAGCUGCUGACAGAUUUCUGCACCCAUCUUCCCAGUCUCCCUGACAGCACAGCCAAAGAAAUUUACCACUUCACCUUGGAAAAGAUACAGCCUAGAGUGAUUUCAUUUGAAGAGCAGGUUGCUUCAAUAAGGCAACAUCUUGCAUCAAUCUAUGAGAAGGAAGAAGACUGGAGAAAUGCAGCACAAGUGUUGGUGGGGAUCCCUUUGGAAACAGGGCAAAAACAGUACAAUGUAGAUUAUAAACUGGAGACCUACCUGAAAAUUGCCAGACUGUAUCUGGAGGAUGAUGACCCAGUUCAAGCAGAAGCUUAUAUUAAUCGAGCCUCCCUGCUUCAGAAUGAAUCAACUAAUGAACAGUUGCAAAUCCAUUAUAAGGUUUGCUAUGCUCGAGUUCUUGAUUACAGAAGAAAAUUCAUUGAGGCUGCCCAGAGAUACAAUGAGCUCUCCUAUAAGAGCAUAGUCCAUGAAACUGAGCGACUGGAGGCCUUGAAGCAUGCCUUGCAUUGCACUAUUUUGGCAUCAGCAGGACAGCAGCGUUCUCGCAUGCUUGCCACGCUCUUCAAGGAUGAGAGAUGCCAGCAGCUUGCAGCCUAUGGGAUCCUGGAAAAAAUGUAUCUGGACAGAAUUAUCCGUGGAAACCAACUGCAGGAGUUUGCAGCUAUGCUGAUGCCUCACCAGAAAGCGACUACAGCUGAUGGUUCCAGUAUCCUGGACAGAGCUGUUAUUGAACACAACUUAUUAUCUGCAAGCAAACUUUACAACAACAUUACUUUUGAAGAGCUUGGAGCAUUACUAGAGAUCCCUGCAGCCAAGGCAGAGAAGAUAGCGUCUCAGAUGAUAACUGAGGGUCGCAUGAAUGGGUUUAUCGACCAGAUCGAUGGAAUUGUUCAUUUUGAGACUCGUGAAGCUUUGCCAACUUGGGACAAGCAGAUUCAGUCACUGUGUUUCCAGGUGAACAACCUGCUGGAGAAGAUAAGUCAGACAGCCCCAGAGUGGACAGCACAGGCCAUGGAGGCCCAGAUGGCUCAGUGACUGUGUGCUCAGUGUCAGAAUGGAGGCAAUGAACGGCCUGCUGUGCCUGAAGAAGGGAACUGACUAGGACUGUGAAACAAACAAAUAACCCGCCUUCACUUCCCUAUCUUCUGCUUUCACUAUGGGUUAGGACACAGUUAGAUGAUACCAUGUUUGGUGUGACAGGCCCCC